AGGGAGUCCCCCUUGGGGGUAGCUGGGAGCUCCCAUGGCAAGCGCAUCGGGAUGUGCGUCCUUGCGGGCCCGGCUGUGCGAGCGCUUGCACGGAUCGGACCCCUAUGCCAGCCCCUGGACACUGGAGGAGGACCACUCGUAUCGCCACACCAAUGUGCCGCAGGUGUUCCUGAGUGCUUUGUUCCAACGUUUGCGGCCUGAGCUCUCGGUGGAGGUGGGCUCCUUUAAGGGCGGUAGCGCCUUGCGAAUUCUGUCGGCCUUGGACAGAACGUCCAAGCGAAGCUGCUUGGUCUGCAUCGACACUUUCCUCGGAGAUGCUAGCAUGUGGCUGAACCGGCGAGCCACCGGCCGCGGGAGUCUGCAGCUACACCGCGGCCACCCCCAAAUCUAUGAGCAGUUCAUGGCCAACACGCAGAGCUACGCCGACUACAUCGUUCCCUUCCCGGUGGCCUCUCUCAGUGGCUUGCGCGCGCUUCAGCUGCUGGCAGCGGAGGAGGGUUUUCCGCGGCCGGACUUCAUCUACCUGGACUCGGCGCACCUGAAAGGCGAGACUUUGCUGGAGAUCACGGAAGCCUUUCGUCUCCUGCGUCCGGGGGGGGUUUUGAUGGGGGACGACUUGGACUGGCCGGCGGUGGAGGAGGAUCUGAGGAUCUUCGCAGGAGGCUGCUCCGACCUCUCCGGUGAGAACUUGGGCGUGAGUGGAUCCUCUUUCUUCGCAGGCGGGUACUGGAUGGUGGAGGCAGAAGGCUGUGGCCCCCGACAGUGGCUGCUGCAGAAGGCCCAGGUGUCGGACGAAUCCCGACUCCUCGCGCAACUCCGUGCGGAGAUUUGCGCGCAGGAGAGCGGCGCUGCUCCGGCGGAGUACGUGGCAGCCAGUGCUGCGGACCAAGAAGCGCUGGCGUGGUAUCUGAAGGGUGCUCAGCUCUUGGAGAAGGGUGACAUGGCGGGACUGGGCUGGAUGAAGGCAGCCGCCCAGAAGUCCCCCUCCUUGGCGUACCACUUCCAGCUGUGAGGGAGAAAAACGCGGCGAGCAGAAAGAAG
Messenger RNA from Effrenium voratum, 1041 nucleotides. The record is from the annotation of a GenBank genome assembly. Lineage: Eukaryota; Dinophyceae; Suessiales; Symbiodiniaceae.